AUGGACGGCAACGGGGCGUUGUUCGGAACAGUGCAGGGCAAUACGCGCGAAGUGCUGCACCGCUUCGCCGUAGAUCUGCCUAAAAAACACGGCAGAGGAGGGCAGUCUGCUCUUCGGUUUGCUCGUCUCCGCAUGGAGAAGCGGCAUAAUUAUGUACGAAAAGUUGCAGAGACAGCCGUGCAGAUGUUUAUUACACAGGACAAAGUGAAUGUGUGCGGAUUGGUGUUAGCGGGGUCUGCUGACUUUAAGAACGACCUGGCUUUAAGCGAUAUGUUUGACCAAAGACUGCAGGCAAAAAUACUUAAAAUUGUCGAUGUCUCCUACGGAGGAGACAACGGAUUCAAUCAGGCCAUUGAACUCGCUUCAGAAACGCUGCAGAACGUGAAGUUUAUUCAAGAGAAGCGUUUGAUAGGCAGAUUUUUUGAGGAGGUCGCGCAAGACACCGGGAAAUAUGUAUUUGGCAUUGCUGAGACACUGCAGGCUCUCGAGAUGGGCGCUGUCGAUAUUCUAAUCGUUUAUGAAGCCCUCGAUACACUCAGGAUAACACUGAAGAAUCAGACAACCGGAGAAGAAAAGGUAGUGCAUGCAUCGCCUGAAGAAGCAAGGAAGGACUCGUUCUUUAAAACUGAAGACAAAGAAGAGCUUGAAAACAUCGAACAGCAGCCGCUAACUGAGUGGAUCGUCAACAACUACAAAAACUUCGGGGCAAACCUUGAAUUCGUUACCAACAAAUCUCAAGAAGGCUCUCAGUUUGAAAAGGGUUUCGGAGGCCUGGGCGGCAUACUGCGAUAUAAAGUAGACUUCUGCGAUGAAGAGGAAGCAGUGCAGCAUGAUGGAGAUGAAGAAUUUAUUUAG
Molecule: messenger RNA, 855 nt
Organism: Eimeria acervulina
Lineage: Eukaryota; Apicomplexa; Conoidasida; Eucoccidiorida; Eimeriidae
Product: eukaryotic peptide chain release factor subunit, putative
Exons: 6
Coding region: 1-855 (284 amino acids)
Biological process (GO): cytoplasmic translational termination
Cellular component (GO): cytosol; translation release factor complex
Molecular function (GO): translation release factor activity, codon specific; sequence-specific mRNA binding
Source: RefSeq, a predicted model, not a curated record